Varanus komodoensis (Komodo dragon) is the source of this 906-nucleotide messenger RNA. RefSeq names its product leucine rich repeat containing 55 (gene LRRC55). Gene Ontology annotation, cellular component: voltage-gated potassium channel complex. Lineage: Eukaryota; Metazoa; Chordata; Lepidosauria; Squamata; Varanidae. The record is from RefSeq and is a predicted model, not a curated record. Gene Ontology annotation, molecular function: transmembrane transporter binding; potassium channel activator activity; voltage-gated potassium channel activity. The transcript has 2 exons. The coding region runs from base 1 to 906 and encodes 301 amino acids.
AUGAGUGCAGACUGUCUCCAGCUGGGAGGAGAGCAGUUUGCACCUCAGUGCUACUCAGCCAUGAUACUGAGCCCUCUCUUUGUAGCAGUGGUGGUGGUCUUCGCCAGUGCUGUCACUGGCUGCCCAGUCCUGUGCACAUGCCGCAGCCAGGCCGUGGAUUGCAGUGGGCUUCGGCUCUUUUCGGUGCCACCAGAUCUUCCGCUGGACACCAGGAACCUAAGCCUGGCUCACAACCGCAUCACUUCCAUCCCUCCAGGAUAUCUUACCUGCUAUUCGGAGCUGAGGGUGCUGGAUUUGCGGAAUAACUCCCUGGCUGAGUUGCCUGUUGGGCUCUUCCUGACAUCCAAGCACCUGUCUCAUUUGGACUUGAGCUACAACAACUUGACUCAUGUGGUGGCUGACAUGUUCCAGGAGGCCUACAAUCUAGUGCACAUCGACUUAAGCCACAACCCCUGGCUGAGGAAAGUGCACCCUCAAGCUUUCCGGGGCUUAGUUCAACUCCAUGACCUUGACCUCAGCUACGGAGGCCUGUCCUUCCUCAGCCUUGAAGCCCUGGAGGGUCUCACAGGCCUGGUGACUCUUCAAAUUGGAGGCAAUCCCUGGGUGUGUGGUUGCACCAUGGAGCCACUGCUGAAGUGGUUGAGGAACAGGAUCCAGAGGUGCAUGUCAGAUACUCAACUGGCAGAGUGCCGCGAGCCACCUGAGGUGGAAGGAGCCCCUUUGUUUUCACUGACUGAGGAGAGCUUCAAGGCGUGCCACUUGACCUUGACCCUGGAUGACUAUCUCUUCAUUGCCUUUGUGGGCUUCGUGGUCUCCAUUGCUUCAGUGGCCACCAACUUCCUGCUGGGCAUCACAGCCAACUGCUGCCACCGCUGGAGCAAGGCGAGUGAGGAGGAGGAGAUUUAG